GCGGAAAAAAUGUAAGACUGGUAACUAAUUCUAAUUUUGAAAAUCGCGCUUUUUCUCUUGCUUCUGGUACUUUGUAGGAUGUGUAAGAAUAUAUAGGUAUAUACGAGUGUGAAAGAGGAGAUUCUGUGGAUUAUUUUGAUCCCAAUUAUUGCCAUGGUUACUUUAUUAUUAUUCUAGUUUGCUUGGUCUUCUUCCGGGCAUUCGCGCUAGUUACGAAGUUUCAAAGGAAGUCGCUAAAAUACACAAAUUUCGGCUAGUUAUAUCUUUUUUGUUUAUGCUCUGAUUGUUUUCGUUAUUGUGUGAUUUGAAAGAUAAAGUGUCCAUUUACAAUCGUAUGUUUUUUGUUUUUUGAUAAUUGUGCAAUGAAAUUGUAAAAAUGCCGUGGAAAAGAGCAACACAAUACAAGCGCUUCAUUGUCGGGAGCGUAUGCGACAGCAAAGGUUAAGCUCUAUAGCCAUAGAUAACAAGACGAAGCAGGGUAGAGCAACGGCUAAGAAGUUAAAAAGAUUGGAUAAAAGGGUAAGAUGAGCCUUUUAAUUGUUUUGGUAGUUUAUUUAGUACAAAAUUUUAACAAAUCGAUGCCUCUAGGUAUAGUCAAAUCAUAGUAUUUAUGCAUAUUUUUUCAACAUGAUCGAUCGGCUCAGCUGCUAGGUUAAUGUUUACUUAACCACUUGGACAGUGAGUCAAAGAUCCCUUCGUUGAAUGUAUUUAUUUAUGUUUAUUGUUUACUGCAUGAAUAAUCUUUCAAAAGCAUUUUUGAUAUUAAUACCCAACAUUUUCACCUUGACAAGUAAAGACAGUAAAUUUGUCUGACAAUUCAAUAUUUGAUUGUUUCACCUAAUGAACCAUUCAUUUUAUAUACACACACCCCUAUGGAUGAGGUUUUCUGAGGGGUCGCCUGAAUUUUAACGAAAUUUGUCAGGGUAACCUGUAAAUACACCCUUUCGAUGAUUACGUAACACAUACUUUUUGCUCUUGGAGCCCCAGAUCAUGAUUCAUGAGUGCAAGGCACCCAGGCCAAAUGACAUAAUUACUGAAAGGGUGUAUUAUUAAAAUUUUGGAUAAAAUUCAUCCGAAGGGUUGUCUAAAAUAGGAAAUAAUUCUGAGCAGCAUGGUAUUGGAGAUGAGGUUUUCCGAGGGAUUGCCUCAAUUUUAACAAAAUUCUUCAGGGUAACCUGUAAAUACACCCUUUCGAUUAUUACGUCACACAUACUUUUUGCUCUUGGAGCCCCAGAUCAUGAUUCAUGAGUGCAAGGCGCCCAGGCCAAAUGACGUAAUUAUUGAAAGGAUGUAUUAUCAAAUUUUUUAUAAAUAUUUAUCCGAAGGGUUGUUUAAAAUAGGAAAUAAUUCUGAACAGCAUGCUAUUGGGGAUGAGGUUUUCUGAGGGAUUGCCUGAAUUUUAACCAAAUUCUUCAGGGUAACCUGUAAAUACACCCUUUCGAUUACUACGUCACACAUACUUUUUGCUCUUGGAGUCCCAGCUCACAAUUCAUGAGUGCAAGGCUCCCAGGUCAAAUGAUGUAAUUAUUGAAAGGAUGUAUUAUCAAAUUUUUUGAUAAAAAUUUAUCCGAAGGGUUGUCUAAAAUAGGAAAUAAUUCUGAACAGCAUGCUAUUGGGGAUGAGGUUUUCUGAGGGAUUGCCUGAAUUUUAACCAAAUUCUUAAGGGUAACCUGUAAAUACACCCUUUCGAUAUUUACGUCACACAUACUUUUUGCUCUUGGAGCCUUGGAUCUCGAUUUAUGAGUGCAAGGCUCCCAGGCCAAAUGACGUAAUUAUUGAAAGGGUGUAUUAUUAAAAUUUUGGAUAAAAAUUUAUCUGAAGGGUUGUCUAAUAUAGGAAAUAAUUCUAAACAGCAUGCUAUUGAGAUGAGGUUUUCUGAGGGAUCCCUGAAUUGUUAGGGUUCGUGCACCAGGACAACAAAUUUAUGGUGAUUUGUGCACCUGACAGGGAGAUGGAGUGAUGGGGUUGGGCAUUGGGUUUAUAAUUAUUGUAGAAUAUGUAUAAUUUUGUUUAUAAUUAUUGCAUGUUUUUGCAGGAAUAUACCCGGGAAUUCAAGAAUGAUUUGGCUGUUAAGAUAUCAAACUACAAUCAUCAAAUAAUGCAAUGUCAGCAUUUUAUUGUUCUCAGUGUGAAAAUAUUAAUAGAAAUAAAAUAUACACAUGCUAGUAUCCUGAUAGAUAGAACAUUGUAUUAUUAUAAGGUGUCACAUACACUGGUACUGAUGCUACUUUGAGUGUGUUCACACCAGGUAAGCAGAAGAGUUUGCUUGACAGCGUUGGGAAUCGAACCCGCGAUCUUCGGUUUGCUAGUCCAAUGCUUUACCAACUGGGCCAUACAUGCAUGGGGUCAAGUCGGUAAGAAAACCAAAAGUCGUGGGUUCGAUUCCCACUGCGAUCAAGCAAGAGGAGCAUCAUAAACAAACAGUGGUCUACAUAUUUAUCUAUAUCCCACUAACAAUGAAUAAAAUCAUUGAAAAAAGAAACUGUGUCCAAUGUGUGUAAUAAAGGUCUAGUUUUUAGAAAUGAAUAGAUUCAAACAUAUUCCCAGCCAUGUUGUUGUCAUGACAUUCAGUGUCUUAGCACUGUUGCAACAUGUGACAUGAUUAUGGCUGUCAGCAGGUGGUAUGCUAUAAAUCAUUUCUGGCAAAUGUUUUUGUCAUGAGAAAUGAAACCAAUAUUGCAGGUGAGAAAAAGAAACAUUUCCUAGUUCAUUCAAUAUUGUAGAAUGCUGUUUUAUAGUGAAAUAAAUCAAGAUAUUCCUUGAAAAUUUGUCUUCCUUGGAAUACACUCUUUUGAUAUUUAUGUCACAACUCCUUCCCUGUCCAGGAAACCUUUUGU
Messenger RNA from Paramuricea clavata, 2837 nucleotides. Lineage: Eukaryota; Metazoa; Cnidaria; Anthozoa; Malacalcyonacea; Plexauridae. The record is from the annotation of a GenBank genome assembly.